Messenger RNA from Loxodonta africana (African savanna elephant), 7056 nucleotides. RefSeq names its product DDB1 and CUL4 associated factor 17 (gene DCAF17). Gene Ontology annotation, cellular component: Cul4-RING E3 ubiquitin ligase complex. The record is from RefSeq and is a predicted model, not a curated record. NCBI's taxonomy places the organism in Eukaryota, Metazoa, Chordata, Mammalia, Proboscidea, Elephantidae. Bases 285 to 1910 code for a protein of 541 amino acids. Gene Ontology annotation, biological process: protein ubiquitination. The transcript is spliced from 14 exons.
GCGGCCCUCGGAGGCCGCGCGGUAAGGGAUGUGUCGCAUUGUCCGCGGCCUGGUUCGGAGCAGGCGAGUGUUGAAGCCGCAACAGGAGCAGGCCGGGAAGGGGGCGUUUUUUUCCUCCCCUUGUCUCCGCGCUUGGCGGCGGCUGAGCUACUGACGAGAGGGUGGUGCCGACUCAUCCUUUUCUCUCCCGGCCUCCGUGUGUCCCCAGCCGGCUACCCGUGUCAGCUUUUCCUGGGCCCUGAAGGGAGUUGGGGCCUUGAGGUUCAAAGGUAGCAGCCGCUUCCAUGAGAAGGAGUGAGGGGCACUCCCCUCUCCCGCCCCGUCAAGCCCGUGGCCUCGCCCGAACCUCCAUGGGCAGGACCCGCAAGCCCAACGUGUGCCGCCUGCUGAGCCGCCGGGCGCUGGGCUGCUUUUCACGCGACGCAGGCGUGGUACAGAGGACGAACCUGGGCAUCCUGCGAAUGCUCGUGUGCCAGGAAAGUACUAAGUUUAAGAAUGUUUGGACAACUCAUUCCAAGUCACCUAUAGCCUAUGAGAGAGGAAGAAUAUAUUUUGACAAUUAUCGGUGCUGUGUUAGCAGUGUUGCAUCAGAGCCGAGAAAACUUUAUGAGAUGCCAAAAUGUUCCAAAUCAGAAAAAAUAGAGGAUGCUUUAUUAUGGGAAUGCCCAGUGGGGGAAGUACUUCCCAAUCCAUCAGAUUAUAAAUCCUCACUCAUUGCACUGACUGCUCAUAAUUGGCUACUUCGUAUAUCUGCAACUACUGGAAAAAUCCUUGAGAAGAUAUAUCUUGCUUCCUAUUGCAAAUUCAGAUACUUGAGCUGGGACACUCCUCAAGAAGUCAUUGCAGUCAAGUCAGCUCAGAACAAAGUCUCAGCAGUGGCCCGCGAGGCAGGCCUUCAACAGUCUGUUUUGCUGUACCUUGCAGUGUUCCGUGUUCUACCUUUUUCACUCAUAGGGAUUUUGGAGAUCAACAAAAAAAUUUUCGGGAACGUUACAGAUGCUACCUUAUCUCACGGAAUACUGAUAGUGAUGUAUAGCUCGGGACUGGUCAGACUCCAUAAUUUCCAAGCCAUCACUGAACAGUUCAUGCAACAGAAACUUGACUUAGGGUGUGCAUGCAGAUGGGGUGGGACUACUGGAACUGUAGGAGAGGCUCCUUUUGGCAUUCCUUGUAAUAUUAAAAUCACAGACAUGCCACCACUGCUGUUUGAGGUAUCCUCCCUGGAGAAUGCUUUUCAGAUUGGAGGCCAUCCUUGGCAUUAUAUCAUCACACCUAAUAAGAAGAAACAGAAAGGAGUUUUCCAUAUUUGUGCCCUAAACGACAAUUCCUUGGCAAAAAAUGGGAUCCAAGAAAUGGAGUGUUGUUCUCUAGAAUCUGACUGGAUCUAUUUCCAUCCUGAUGCUUCUGGUAGAAUAAUACAUGUUGGGCCAAAUCAGGUCAAAGUUUUAAAGCUAAAUGAAAUAGAAAAUAGUUUCCAACAUCAGAUCUCUGAAGAUUUUGUCAUUUUGGCCAACAGAGAGAAGAACAAAAAUGAAAACUUAUUCACUGUUACAGCUUCUGGACGGGUAGUGAAAAAACAUUUUAACCUUCUGGAUGAUGACCCAGAGCAAGAGACUUUCAAAAUUGUAGACUAUGAAGAUGAGUUGGAUUUGCUGUCUGUGGUAGCUGUUACUCAACUAGAUGCUGAAGGAAAAGCUCACCUGGAUUUCCACUGUAAUGAAUAUGGAACUUUACUUAAAAGCAUUCCACUAGUGGAGUCAUGGGAUGUGACAUACAGCCAUGAAGUCUACUUUGACAGAGACUUGGUACUACACAUAGAACAGAAGCCAAACAGAGUCUUCAGCUGCUACGUUUACCAGAUGGUAUGUGACACUGGAGAAGAAGAAGAAAACAUAGACAGACGUUGUUAAAAAGAGGGAGAUAAUUUAAAAUUUUUAGAUACAACUUAUGAAACUUUUAGCCAAACUCCCCAGCAGCUGUGUCCAGUCUUCCUUUUAGUUACCUGUGUGUCAAGUCUUCUGGGAUUUUCCAGAAAUAGUCUUGUGUUGACUUCAGAUGACUAUGGCUUCUUUUUUAAACUCUUGCUCUGGAAAGUGGUAAUGACUUCAUUUAUGUAAAGGGUUUUUUUUUUUUUUAGAAUGAUGUCCCAAAAAGCUUAGCAUUUUUGGGCUUUUAGCUAGGUAGUAAUGCAACUAUAAAGUGCUAGGGACAGAUUAAUUCUAAUGGUUGGGGAGAGGGUCAUUGAUGGGAAGUAUUUUAAGAUGGUUCUUAAAGAUGCCAUGGGAUGUUGAUGGGUAAGACUGGGAAGGAGAGACAAAAAUAAAGACAUAAAAGAAAUCCGGUAUCCUCUGUACCAAGCUUUGCUUAAGGAUGAAAAUGAGAUCUGUAAUGUGAAAACAUUUACUUUUGAGCCAAAAAUGUGUCAUGUUUUUUAUUUUUUUUUUAAUCUUAUAUAUGUAUGUGGUCUAGGUUUCUUAGUGCUGCUAUAACAGAAAUAUCACAGUGGGUAGCUUUAAUGAACAGAAAUUUAUUUUCUCACAGUUUAGUAAGCUAGACAUCCAAAUUCAGGGCACUGGCCCUACGGGUGGCACAAUUGUUAAGAACAAAGGCUGCCUGCUAACCAAGAGGUUCGCUGUUCGAAUCCACCAGCUGUUCCUUGGAAGCCCUGUGGGCAGUUCUCUUGUGUCCUAUAGGGUCGCUGUGAGUCAGAAUCGACUUGAUAGCAACAGGUUUUUGUUUUUUUGGCCCUAGAGGAAGGUUUUCUCUCUCUCUGAGCUCUGGCAGAAAGUUCCUGACUCUUUUCAGCUUCUGUUCCUCAGUUCCUUAACAAUCUUGGUUUGUGCUUCCUUCUCUGCACCUAAUGUGCUCUUUUUAAGUCACAAAAGUGAUUGGUUUAAAACACACCUGCCUUGACAUAGUCUCAUUAACAUAACAAAGAAAAUCAUAUUCCCAGAUGGGAUCACAUUCUCCAGUAUAGGGGUUUAGGGUUUACAAUGCAUAUUUUGGGGGAACAAAAUUCAAUCCAAACCGGGAAAAAAAGCCAUACCCGUUGCCAUCGAGUCAAUUCCAACUCAUAGCGACCCUGUAGGACAGAGCAAAACUGUCCUAAACAGUUUCCAGGGAGCACCUGGUGGGUUCAAACUGCCGACCUUCUGGUUAGCAGCCAUAGCUCUUAAUCACUAUGCCACUAGGGUUUCCACAAUUCAAUCCAGAACAAAACAGUAUGUAUGUUUUAUAUUUGUGUAUAAUACCAGGAAUUGGCUCUAGUUCCCAAAAUGUCUUUUCUUAGCUUGAUGUUUCCCUUUAAUAUUUGUCCAUCUAUUAUAGACUGAUGGAAAAGAUUCCAAGCAAAUCUUAAGUGAAUUUUUUUUCUGAUAGUAGCCUGUUUAGCUCUUAAUGCAUUUAAAGGUGUUAUUCUCAUUUCACCAAUCUAUUUCUUUGAUUAGUCUUCCAAUUUUGCUUAGACAGCAUUUUCAUUCUGUGUAGUAAGAUAAAGGCACCCUGGCCUGAAUACGUUGUGCUCCCUGUAAAAGAGUAGAUAAAAUCCCAGGAAGAGAUCUUACUAGCUUGGGGAUUGCCUGGUUAGCUUGAGAAAGUUUUUGGCUAUGUUACUUGUAAAACUUGAGUGUUUUAUUUGUUGCAAUAGAUCAAAAUAUGAUCCUUGAACUCAGAUAAUCAUUCUUCAGAAUGUUAAGUAGAGGGAACCUAAGUAAAGGGAGAAAAUGUUUCUUUGUACUUCCUGUUUGACAAAUCCAAUUGCUUGCAAUCUACGUGUUUCUCUGAUAUACCCUCACAAGAGUGAUAAAAAUAAAAAGGAAAGAGCAGUAAAAAUUAUUGCUAAUUCAGUUUUAAGAAGGUUAAAAUAUGGAAUUUUUGUUUGGAUAAUUUAUACUAAAAUCUUUGUUUUUCCUUCAGCUUUGGUUUGAUCCGUGUUAAGAAUGAUAUAACUCCUGCCCAGUUCUGCCCUUGAAAUUGUGCAGAUAAAGUUCAAACUUAGGAUCAACAGGGCUAAGGAAAGAGGUGUUAGCUAUUCCAAAAGUUUUAAGGAAUUAGUAGCAGGGCCCAUAAGUUUAAAAUAAAUAAAGGGAACACAUGAAAAAAUGUCUUUUGUACAAUAGAAAAGAAAGAUUACUAACAUUCUAGAACAAAGGAAAAUAUGCACGGGCUAAAAAUUAAUCUUUCUGAAUCUGAUGCUAUGUAUAAUAACCAUCUGGGAAAGUAGAAGUGAUUUCCUUGUGAGCAAGAUGAUAAAACUCUCUUUAUAUAUUUAAAUUCUAAUAUUUUUAUACCUACUAAUUGAAAAAUUCUCUCUCAUUUUAUGCAUGUUUAGUAGUACUACUUAAUAUCUGAAGAUUUCAGGGCAUUUUAGAGACAUGAUUAUGAUUACAAAGCAGCUGAGUAGUUACAGUUUACUAGAUAAUGCCCUGGACUUUCAACUGGACACUAGCUAUAUCUAAACAAUCCUGCCCAAUGAAUUUAUGUCUUGAAAAAAAAGUCCAGUAAGAGGGAAUAGAGUGAAAAUACCAGAAGAAAGACAGAAAACAGUGUUGGUAUGUUUUAAAGUAAGUGCAGCGCUGUGUGAAGCAGAAGGCUUACUCUCCAUUUCUAAGAGUAUUUCAGAAAAGGAUGUUGUCAGACUUCACUCCUGUCCAAUUUUUUUUUUUUAAGUGUUUAUUGAGUUUCAUCCUCUCUUUUAAGUCAUUGUCUUCUUUUUGAUGAAACGAUAGAAAGGAACUCAUCUAGUCAAAAAAGCAUUUGAGAAAUAUCUGAAAUUUCCUGGCUGCUUUUUUGGUGCAAAGAGGAAGUAGAAUACUUCUAGUCUAGAUAUGCUCAGACCACUAAGAAGCUCCCAGUGUGUCACCACUGCCAAAGUCUCACUAGACCAUUAUCCAAAUGCCAUACGGGCCAGACCGGAAAUAUGCCUAGUGUAAAAGACAGGAGGAAGUUGUGGGCAGUGUAACAACAGGAAAAGCUAUGCCCCAACUAAAAAGACAAGCUGCUGCUACACUGUUUCAGCCGAUUGUAACAUUAUGUGGAAAUGUGGACUAUAUCAUUGUUAAACAGGGUGGUUAACAAAAAGAUACCAGAAGACACAGAAGAUAACAAAGAAUAUGAGAAAUUUCUAGAUGUCACACAAGGCAGGAGGCAAUACAACUGCUUCCCAAAAGGUAUGGGCUUCCCAGCCCCCCACAUGGCUUACAGCUGCUCAUUCUGCCACCUGCAAGGUGUGAGCUGCUUAGUUUGUCAUUCUCUUGGGGGUAAGGGGGAAAGUAGUGGUUAAUAUCCUCCUGUCUCACAUUGACCCCCACCCCCCCUUCUACCUGAUUGUUUUAGAGACUCUAGCCGUGUGCCCACCUACUUAACAGGUGCUGGUGACAAGUACAUAAACCCCAGUGGUGUAGUGGUUAAGAGCUACAGCUGCUAACCAAAAGGUUGGCAGUUCAAAUCCACCAGACGCUCCUUGGAAACUCUAUGGGGCAGUUCUGCUCUGUCCUUAGGGUUUCUAUGAUUUGUAAUUUACUUGACGGCAGUGGGUUGUUUGUUUUGUUUUGUUUUCUGUUAAGGAGAUGAUAUUGUUCUAUAUAAACGAAUUAAGGUACUUCACAUUCUUCCACCAGUUGAAUGUUUUGUGUCACACACUUUUUUCUUUUUAAAUGAUAGCUUAUAUUUAUUGAAUACUUUCUGCCUACCAGUCACUGUGAUACAUGCAGAAUGGAUUGUCUCAUUGAAUGUUCAAAAUAGCCUCAUAAAGUAUGAACCUCCAUUAUCUUAUCCAUCCCCAUUUUCUAAAUGAGGCAAGUGUGAGGCUUACAGAAGUUAGUUUGCCCAAAGUCCCACAGCCAAUAAGUGCAGAGAUGGGAAACACAUCCAGAUUUCUUUGACAUGAACUUAUGCCAAAUUUCUUCCAAAGCUUUCAGAAGGCAAUGGAUGUAAUUGAAUUCCAUGUUGUAGCAUACUGACAGUUACAAUAUUUGAUACAUGGGAAAAUGCUUAAUAAACACUUUUUUAACAAUGCUUGAAUGUCCAAAUUUUAGACAAAGUUGCUUGAGAUACAGCUGGCAUACUCAAAACUUGAUAUAAAAGGUAGUCUUCAUUCAGUGGUUAGAAGCAGUUUAAAAAUGGUACAAAAAAUUGUACUCUCAUCCUGUUUGUGAUCAUAAUAAACACCAGUAUUAAUUACUCUUAAUGUAACUUGUCUUCCUUUUCAAGAAUAAUUUUUAUGUUUUCUCUUACCAUGUUUACACGUAUCAUCUGCCAUUUAGAAUCUCAGGGAAGGUUCAGGGGCCAAUUUCUGGUCCCUGUGUUGCUAUCUUAUUUCAGGCAAAGAGUGUUGAAUAGAAAGAUAAGAUUAACUGAGGAUUUUUUCCCAUCAUUGUAUUUUGAAAAUUUUUAAACAUACAGCAAAGUUGAAAGAAUUUUGCAGUUAACUCAAAUACCAGCUACAUGGAUUCUACAUUUUCUCUACUUGUUUUAUCACUUACCUAUCCAUCUUACUUUUCUGAUGCAUCUCAGAAUAAAUUGCAAAUAUCGGUAAACUUCCCCUGAAUACAUCAGCAUGCAUAUCAUUAACUAAAGUUUAAUAUUUGUUUAGUUUUAAAAUUCUUAUUUAAUAUUUACAUACAAUGAAAUGUACAAAUAUUAAGUAUAAACUUGCUGAAUUUUUACAAAUGCAUACACCUGUGCAAACCAAAGCCUUUUUAAAAUUUAGAACAUUACAGUCAUUGCAGAAAGUUCCCUCAGAUCUCUUCCCAGCCAGUCGACACUCUAUCCCUCAAGUGUAACUACUGUUCUGUUUCUUUUGUACCACAGGUUAAAUUUGCCUAUUUUGGAACUUCAUAUAAAUGAAAUCAUACAAAGCAUAAUGCUUCUUUCACUCAGCAUAAUGUUUUUGAGGUUUAUUCAUGUUGCGUGUAUCAGUAGUUCCUUUCUUCUUAUUGCGGAAUAUUCUAUUGUAUGAAUAUGUCACAGUUUGUUUUUCCGUUCUGUUGAUGGACACAUGGGCUGUUCACACUUUUUUACUGUUACGAAUAAAGCUGCUGUAACAUUCUUGUUCAG